This is a messenger RNA of Hypoxylon fragiforme, 840 nucleotides long. RefSeq names its product Metallo-hydrolase/oxidoreductase. The transcript has a single exon. The coding region runs from base 1 to 840 and encodes 279 amino acids. The record is from RefSeq and is a predicted model, not a curated record. Gene Ontology annotation, biological process: secondary metabolite biosynthetic process. NCBI's taxonomy places the organism in Eukaryota, Fungi, Ascomycota, Sordariomycetes, Xylariales, Hypoxylaceae.
AUGGCCGUCCAGCUUGCGCAUCUACCCGAGGUCGAACGGCUAAGUCCUGCUUGCAUUCGUAUUCUCGGCGGCAAUCCAAGCAAAUUCACACUCCAGGGCACCAACACGUACCUGGUUGGGACCGGGUCAGCUAGGUUAUUAAUUGAUACUGGCGAGGGGAAGCCUUCGUGGAUUGCCGCCCUAAAACGGACUCUCGAGGAAGAAAAAGCCACGGUCCAAAGUGCUUUGAUCACGCACUGGCAUCAUGACCACACCAGCGGGAUUAGCCAGCUCCUAGAGCAUUCGCCACAAACGGAUAUCUACAAAUGUGAGCCAACCCAAGGCCAGCUGAGUAUCUCAGAAGGUCAGAAAUUCCAGGUGGAGGGGGCUACUUUGACCGCCGUACACACCCCAGGUCACACUACUGACCACAUGGCCUUCAUCCUACAAGAGGAAGGCGUGCUGUUCACGGGCGACAACGUCUUGGGUCAUGGCACAGCCGUGUUUGAAGACCUAGGCGCCUAUCUGCGCAGUCUAGCCAAGAUGGAAACCUUAGUCUCGGGCCGCGCUUAUCCAGGGCACGGUCCGGUGCUGCCACAAGCGAGCGCCACGAUCGCCGAGUAUAUAAGUCACAGGCAAGAGAGAGAGAAGCAAGUCCUACAAACUCUCGGAUCUGAAAAGGACGAUAGCCUGUGGACGGCUAUGGAGCUGGUGAAGAUCAUAUAUCGCGGCGUUCCCGAGAGUCUACACAUCCCCGCGGCAAGUGGCGUGGUUCAGAUACUCCGAAAGCUCCAGGACGAAGACAAGGUCGUACAAGAGGGUGAGGAUAGAUGGCGCCUCAAAGAUCGAUCAAGCUUAUAA